Messenger RNA from Dibothriocephalus latus, 286 nucleotides. NCBI's taxonomy places the organism in Eukaryota, Metazoa, Platyhelminthes, Cestoda, Diphyllobothriidea, Diphyllobothriidae. The record is from the annotation of a GenBank genome assembly.
CCUCCCCAGCGGUGACCUUCUGGUGCCAGAUCCAUAUCUGGAAUGGCUAAAGACGGUGAAAAAGAGACUUUACGUCUUCCGCCUGUUGGAUCGUGUCAUCUACGUUGGGCCUUCCAGCGAGUUAUUUGGCGUCUUCGGAGUGGUCAUUGGUUGCUACUCCGUCAACGGUGAAGAACGCCUCGAGGUCCUUUUUGACAAGUCUUUCGUGGGUGCAAUAUCUAUUCGGUACGUUUCCCGUUUGCCUUCUUGUCAAUCCUUAUCUUUGCUCUGCUUAGUGGCCCCCUAA